Messenger RNA from Trifolium pratense (red clover), 1376 nucleotides. RefSeq lists its product as uncharacterized. Bases 174 to 1145 code for a protein of 323 amino acids. The transcript has 3 exons. Lineage: Eukaryota; Viridiplantae; Streptophyta; Magnoliopsida; Fabales; Fabaceae. The record is from RefSeq and is a predicted model, not a curated record.
AUUUGCUUUGUGCGUUUUCAUAUCUUAGGGUUUUUUUUCUCUCUCUUUCUCUCGUUCCCUCUCAUAAGCCGCCAGAAAAUUUUCUUCAAUCAACGAACAAACCCUAGGUUUUCUGUGAUCUUUCUCUCUUCUCACGUUCGCUAUAAUCAUCCUACACUCUUUAAUCGGCGAAGAUGUCUCCUUGCUUCCCUUUCCUACCUCCAGGGUACUUGAUGAAAAGCGAUGCCUUGAUCGAAGAAUCGAUUAAGAUCCGUUUGGACUUGGACUUGGAGAAAAAGAAGAGGGAGAAAAAGGAAAAAAGAGACAAAGAACAUAAACAUAAAGAUUCAACAUCCUCUCAUGCAACAACUGUUGGUACAAAGUUCAAAUUCAAUGAAGUAAAGGAACCCAAAGACAAUGGGAAGUUGAAAAAGGUUGAAAAUCAUGAGAAUGAACAACUUGGGAGGGGUGGUCUUACAGAGGAACAUGAUCAACCUGUCUCUGAUAGUUCUCAAAGUAGCAAGAGGAAAAGGGGCUCUUUGUUACCUAGUCAAGAUAAUGGGCCUCCCAUUAAAUUGAGGAAACACCAAGAACCCGAGGAAUCCAAACAGGGAUUUCAAUUAGGGUCUUCUUCAACAAGUGUUGGACUUCCUAGUUCACACUCUCACGAAGCAAGAACAAAUGAACGGCCACUGCAGGCUAUCACAAAAGUUGAAUCCAAACAAGGAUUUCAAUUGGGGUCUUCUUCUAGAAGUGUUGUUCCAAAUUCACACACUUAUGAAGCAAGAAGAGUUGAACGCCCACUACAGGGUAUCACAAAAGCUGAUACUACCAAUCAGCUCCAUCAAAAUCCUACUUCCAAAGUUUGCAAACCAUUGCAGAAUUUGGUUCUUGUUGAUGCUAAACCAGCAAAUGAGACAGUUAAUAAAGAAAGUCGAAGGGUGGAGGCUUUGUAUAAAUCUUUACUUAACAUUCAGGCGGUAACCUAUGAAUUAUUGGAUUCAUUAGAUCAAGAUUGGUUAUUUAGUUCGGUACUCAAGGAAGCAAAGCCCUUCUCAAAGAAACAGAAGACUGAUGCCUUUCAAUGUUCAAAAUCUCUAUGGCCUCGGGCGCAAUACAUGCCAGAGAUUGACAUAUAUGCUUUGCCAUACACAAUUCCAUUUUGAUUCUUUUGGAAUUUGGUUAGACUGUAGAAGGUAGCUUUUAGUUGGGAACAGUUCUCUUCAUUAUUGAUAGAACCUUUGUAAACAGGAAAAAAAACUUGUAACAAAAUUUCAUUGUGGCAGAGAACCAUAUACAAUUUUUAUCAACAUGGUUGAUGAUUGAUGUAGUUUUUAAUUGGAUACCAGAUACCAGAAGUAGCCAGUAGUAUUCAAAGAAUGUGCAUACUUAUAUCA